Molecule: messenger RNA, 2136 nt
Organism: Durusdinium trenchii
Lineage: Eukaryota; Dinophyceae; Suessiales; Symbiodiniaceae
Source: the annotation of a GenBank genome assembly
GUUGUGCCCGUCCGAGCAUGUAGAAAGUGCGAAGGCUGAAUCAUUCAAGAGAAGCAGAUGUGUCAAAGCAAGCCUUGUCUAGCUCCAAGAGAGAACAACUUGCGAACAAGGUCUAAAGAUCGAAAGAAGAAAAGAGCGAACGUCAGAAUGAAGGAAAUAUCAAAAACCAUAAAGGCAGGAAGUCUUAGGAGAGAAGACGUGGAAGCCCAGCAGAGAAUCAAAAGGAAGUCUUAAGGAAGCCUCUAGGAGCGUCUUUGCUCCUAGUAGCGAUGCCCUUUGUUCCUAGUAGCGUCCUUGUUCCUAGUAGUAAGGCCAGGAGCCCGGUUCGUAGCGUCCUUGCUCCAUUCGUAGCGAAUGCUGAGAUUGUGUCGCUUGCGGCGUUGGCUCUCAAGGGUCCGGGGCGCACCUGGGUUCCCGGCAGGUUCACCACAAGGCCACAUGGCAGCAGAGGAGGAGGCCUAUGAUGAGAAGGACAAGGGUCCUUUGGUGUACCAAGAAAGCAAGGUCUUCAAUGGAGAGACUUUUCUGAUCAAUGUCUACGACCACACCAAACGGCGUGCGGUGACUUUCGAGACUUAUGGCCUCGAAUCACAAGAUCAGUUGCACAUUCAGUACAGCUACCAAGACUUUGACGGCUUGUUCCGCUUUAAUGCCGAAUUGAUGAACCCCAACAGAAAGGAAGGCCGGUUUCACUGGAUCUCGGAGCGCUUGGCAAUUCUGAUCGUCGGGAAGGAUCGACAGCUGAAGCUUCAGCCGGAGCCGACGUCAGAGGUGCCGGAGCUCCCCAUCUAUGAGACCGUGCGGAAGAUCCCGACGGGCCGUAUGGAUCUCAAAGAGCGACAACGCCUUAGAGAACAAAUGGACAUGUUGGACAUCAAAAGAAAUGAGAACAUCCACAAGCGAAAGCAAGAGUCCAGACAGCGUUUUCUUCAACAUGUCUUCUGGCUGAAAGAGGAAUCCGAGAGGAUGAAGAGGGAACACCACGAAAAGUUAGAAGCCGAGCGCACUCGCCGGGUGCAGAUGAAAGAGGAGCUCGAACGACGCAACAAGGAGGCUGACCGCUUGGAAAAGGAGCGUCAGAGGCAACGUCGAAUUGCUGUAGAGGCCAAGGAAGAGCGGGUGGAAGAGAGGGAUGCCGAAGAGUACAGGCAACUCCGUGCAAGAUGGAAGAUGCGUGAUGCAGAGAAGGCCAAGGCCAUUCAGGAGGCCAUCCAAAGAAAGGAGAAAGAUCUUGCGGAGCUUCGUGCUAAGCGAGCGCAGGAGAGGAAGCACGAAGGCGAGAUUAUGCAGAAACGUGAGGGUGCCUGGUCGGUGAGGGAGGAGCGCAUUCGACGGAAGAAUCACAUGUGGCUAAAAGCGGUCCUUGAGGUCAAGGCCGAGCGGUUGCGAAUGGCCAAGAUGAUGCAGGAGCGGAACCAAGAGUACCUGAAUCUCUUGCACAGCCUGCGGCAACCAAUCUUUGAGGCCCAACUGAAGAGGAUGGAGGAGCGGAAGCAGGCCGCAGAAGCCAUUGCCCAAUCAACUGCGGAGUACCACGAGAAGAGAGCCGUCCCCAAGAAAGUGAAGAAAAAGGGGAAGAACGCGCUAAAGGAUGAAGCAGCCAAGGAGAAACGUGGAGGGAAGAAGGAGGAGGGCAAGGAGGGCAAGGAGGGCAAGUCCGACACUGACAAGCUUUUGGAUGCUGUUGAAGCGAAGAUGAGGGCGGAAAUGGAAGAGCAGCAGCGCCGAGCAAAGUUCGAGCGUCUCCGCGACAAGAGAAUCAAAGAGCUGCAGGAGGCACGAGUGCAAAAGUGCAAUGCGCACAUGGCAGAAGUCAGGGAAGCCUACCGCAAGAAGAAGUUUGAGGAGGAACAAAAGGCCAACCAGCGGCGGCUCGUGCAAAAAGAGAAGGAGGCUGAAAUCCAAGCUGCUGCGGACAAGAAGAAGCAGGAGCUGGAACGUCUCCAACGCCUGCGUGAGCAGAACAUUGCUCGGAAGGAAAAGGAGCGGCUGGCGGCCUUGGCAGCCAUGGCAGCCUGAAAAGCUGCAGGUGCACUUGCUUCUCGUGGUUCCGAAGGAAAGCCAGAUCAAAGCCUGAAAAUUAAACUGAAUUCUAUUUUAAUUCUAAUUCUAUAGUAGCUUCUUGUUUAUAGUAGC